Molecule: messenger RNA, 2082 nt
Organism: Scophthalmus maximus (turbot)
Lineage: Eukaryota; Metazoa; Chordata; Actinopteri; Pleuronectiformes; Scophthalmidae
Gene: nt5dc2
Product: 5'-nucleotidase domain containing 2
Exons: 14
Coding region: 35-1828 (597 amino acids)
Molecular function (GO): 5'-nucleotidase activity
Source: RefSeq, a predicted model, not a curated record
GUUCUUCAUCAGCUGCUCUGACGUGUCCGAGGAGAUGUCCGCGAAGAGCGUGGGCUCGGUUCUGACCCGCUCCCUGUGGACCGGAGGGAACAAGACCCCGCCCGUCAGGAGGACGUGUGGAGGAGGAGGAGGAGGAGGGGGAGGGGGGGAGCAGCGCCCCCGCGGCGGGACAACAGAACAAAGUUGCGGCUCGGGCUCGGACGGGCCCAGCGGUGACGUCACGUCCUCCACGGAACCGCCCGGGACCAAGACGCGUCCCGCGGAGCCGGUGCGCGCCGCCGGUGUCACCGCGGUGAGGAGGCGGUCGUUCACCUCCACCGCGGCCCCGGUGGACCAGAGGUCCCACCUGUGGGCCCGGUACAGCGACAUGAGGCGGCUGGUUCACGACCUGAUCCCGCCCGGAGCCUGUAACCUGCUCAACUCGUCCACCGUCUACGCCAACAACGAGGUGAGUCUGUCCGAGGUCGACAUCUACGGCUUCGACUACGACUACACGCUGGCUCUGUACUCCAACGCCCUCAACACCAUGAUCUACAACACGGCGAGGAGCUUCCUCAUCGAACACUUCAAGUAUCCUGAGGGCAUCCGCAAAUAUGAUUACAUCCCCAACUUCGCUGUGCGGGGUCUUCACUACGACAUCCAGAAGGGUCUUCUGAUGAAGAUAGACGCCUUCCAUUACAUCCAGCCAGGAACUGUGUAUCGCGGCUUGAGUCCGGUGCCGGACGAGGACGUUCUCCAGAUGUUCGGGGGAACGUUUCACGUCCCGCUGCAGCAGGACAGUGGCUUCUACGGGAAGGGUCCGAGGGUGAAGCAGUUCAUGGACAUCUUCUCCAUCCCAGAGAUGACGCUGUUGGCCGCUGCAAACGACUUCUUCAUCACCAACGGCAUCGAGUACGACCCGGUUCACCUCUACAAGGACGUCUCUGAAGCCAUCGGCAUGGUUCACCUCAAAGGCUACAUGUACAAGUGGGUCAUGCAAGAUCUGGAUAAGUUCAUCCUGCGAGGAGACGAGACGGACGCCGUCCUGCACCGGCUGGUCAGUCAGGGGAAGAAACUGUUCCUCAUCACCAACAGUCCCUUCAGCUUCGUAGACAAAGGGAUGAAACACAUGGUGGGAAACAACUGGAGAGAAUUCUUCGACGUGGUCAUCGUCCAGGCAGACAAACCUCACUUCUUCACCGACUGUAUCAAACCGUUCCGACGCCUGGACGGUAACGGAGACCUGCGCUGGGAAAAGAUCAACAGUUUGGAAAAGGGACAAAUCUACAAACAGGGAAACCUCUUCGACUUCCUCCGCCUGACGGGCUGGAGAGGAUCCCGGGUUCUGUACUUCGGAGACCAUCUGUACAGCGACCUGGCUGACCUGAUGCUGCGUCACGGCUGGCGAACGGCCGCCAUCGUCCCGGAGCUGGAGCAGGAGACGAAGGUGGUGAGCACCGACCGGUACGCGCUGAACCUCACCUGGCUGCAGGCGCUGACGGGCCUGAUGGAGCGACUGCAGACGCAUCGCGACAAAGACUCUCAACAAGUUUUUCAGGAAUGGCAGAAAGAACGAGAAGAACUCAGGAUAAUGACCAAGAACCUGUUCAACCCUCAGUUCGGCAGCAUCUUCCGGACGUGUCACAACCCGACCUACUUCUCCCGCCGCCUGUGUCGUUUCUCCGACGUCUACAUGGCGUCGCUCAGCUGCCUGCUGAACUACGACCUCUCGUACACGUUCUACCCGCGCCGCACGCCGCUGCAGCACGAGGCGCCUCUGUGGAUGGACCAGCUCUGCACCGGCUGCAUUAAGACGCCGUUCCUGGAGGAGAUGUCGCACAUACGAUGAGACAUCUCGCUCCUCAGACACUGACUGAUGGGAUUUAUUACGGUGAUGAUGAUCUGAUUCAUAUCACAGGGUUUGUUUUUUUAGCCGAGAAGAUGCUGCCUCCUGUCGCUACCCUGUGAGUUCACCAGAGGGCGCUGUAGGUUUACUGUAGGGCCACUGACGGAAUCUCUGCUGCUGCGUCAAAGUAUUAUAGAUUUUCAGAGCAAUAUUGAGCUACAACCGCACAAAUACAACAAAUAAAAAAUCUGACACGA